AUGAGCUUCGAAUAUUUGAACUCUGUUAGAAAGAUUGUAUGUAUCGGUAGAAAUUACGCCGAACAUAUAAAGGAAUUGAAUAAUACCGUACCUAAGAGGCCCUUUUACUUCUUGAAACCGACAUCCAGUAUAAUUACUCCAUGUGGCAGAAAGUCAGCGAAGAAAUUAAACGGUGCAACAUUUCAAGGUCUAAAUGAGGAUGGCACAAACCCGUCACCAAUCUACGUUCCGGCAAACGUACAAGUACAUCACGAAAUUGAACUGGCUCUUGUCAUUGGGAAGUACAUUUCGAAUGUUGAUCCAAGAAAAUAUACUAUGAAUGAUCUCUUAAACUCGGUCACUGGCGUUGCAUUAGCUCUUGAUUUAACUGGUAGAAAUGUCCAAAACGAUGCUAAAGCUAAGGGGUUACCGUGGACGUUAGCUAAAGGGUAUGACACUUUCUGCCCUAUAUCGGAGAUGAUCCCCAUAUCAAGACUGGACAGAUUAGAAAAUUGUUUCCAGUUGAAAUGUUUUGUAAACGGUGAAUUGAGACAAGACGGUUCGACUUCACUGAUGUUAAACUCUUUACCCAAAAUAGUGUCGUCCAUCGCUCAAAGUAUCACAUUAGAACCGGGAGACUUAGUAUUAACUGGAACACCAGCCGGUGUAGGAGAACUCAAAACAGGAGACACGAUAUCUGGUGAGCUGCAUUAUAACAAUGCAAGAAUCGUAGAAAUGGCAUUCGAUGUUGAAAAUCGACCAGGAACUUACGAGUACUAA
This is a messenger RNA of Kazachstania africana CBS 2517, 759 nucleotides long. RefSeq names its product Fmp41p (gene FMP41). Bases 1 to 759 code for a protein of 252 amino acids. Lineage: Eukaryota; Fungi; Ascomycota; Saccharomycetes; Saccharomycetales; Saccharomycetaceae. The record is from RefSeq and is a predicted model, not a curated record. Gene Ontology annotation, cellular component: mitochondrion. The transcript has a single exon. Gene Ontology annotation, molecular function: acetylpyruvate hydrolase activity.